Oncorhynchus nerka (sockeye salmon) is the source of this 6134-nucleotide messenger RNA. RefSeq names its product serine-rich coiled-coil domain-containing protein 2-like. Gene Ontology annotation, molecular function: microtubule binding. The transcript has 11 exons. Gene Ontology annotation, biological process: microtubule bundle formation. Lineage: Eukaryota; Metazoa; Chordata; Actinopteri; Salmoniformes; Salmonidae. The coding region runs from base 245 to 3202 and encodes 985 amino acids. Gene Ontology annotation, cellular component: microtubule cytoskeleton. The record is from RefSeq and is a predicted model, not a curated record.
UGGAAUGAUAAAGCAUCAUGCAUCUAAUCUCCUUUGAGAAUUCCGCUGAACUGUUUUCUGAUGGACGUUUGAAUUAUUUGACGGCACGGACACGUGGAUAUAGAAACAAACUUGGCGAUGGUGAUACCAAGAGGAUAACUUCAACUUCAGGACAGCCACUGCCUUCAUCUGACACUUGCCUUCGUUGGACCGUGGACCCUAGUAAACCUGACCGAAUAACUUCAUAAUUCUGUUCUUCCAGCUGAUGGAACAGAAGAUACCCAUCAAGCUUGCCAUGGUGUCCAGACUGCCUAAGUUCGGUGUCCGCCCCACCACGGGGGUCACCAGCCCCCUGCCCAAUGGAACCACCCCUUCACCCCAAGACAGCAAGACCACCCCCCCAGCAAGACCCAAUGGGGUGGUCCGUGCCUCCUCCUUCUCUCUAAAAUGGAGGAAAGACGGUGGCAGUACUCCAACCACCCCCACUAGCCUUGAAGAUGAUGCAUGCCCAAAGGAGGGAGGGGACAAGCCCAAGACUCAGCACUCCACAUGGGGGAGGGAGAUCAAGAAACCGUCCCCAUCCACCCCUAAGAGGGUCAGGGUUUCUGGUUCGUCUGAGUCAUCUACUUCAAGCCCCAGGGCCAUCCCCCGCCAAGUCGCAAAGUCCAGCCCCAAGGCAGGGCCCAGACAGGGGCAGAGCGCCUCCUUCAGUGGAGGCCUCAAACUAGGCCAAAAUGGAGCUACUGAUGGCUCAGGACAGUCAGGUUCAGGGCUGGUGAGGCCACGGGCCAGCUCCAGCUCCCCGCGCAGCAGCUCUAGAGAUAGCCUGUCCCAGUCCAGCGACAGCCUCAAGUCCCUCACACUGGACAACAUGGUGCGCUCGCAGAGUUUCACCCACUUCAAGCAGAUCCCGUCCCCGACCAACUUGCCCAUGGCACGCUCCUUCUCCUUUAACCGGGCAGUGGAGCUGGCCAAGCCUCUGGCCAACACCCAGCUACAACCACCCAGGACCAACCACAUCAGACCCCACCAGCUGUCGAAUGGGAGGCAGGGGAUGGGCCUCGGCCUGGGGACAGGGCUGGGGGGGCUUCAGUAUCCUAGGAGCCUCUCUUCAGCCGGCUCCCCCUCCACAACCCCUAGUGCCCUGAAAAAACCUCUUCUCCCCAACUGUGUUCUGAACAAGCCUUCUGCUCUGGGCUAUAGACUGACACGGCCUGGCCAGGUCAAGCAGCAGAAACCCCUGUUUACAGGGAGGGUGAAGGGGGAGGUCACGGCUGGAGGAGUGGGGGAUGGGGAUAGGGCAGAGUCACCCCCCCUCACCCUCACUCCAGACCCCCUUAGUGACAGCGACAGGACCUCAGGGGGGCAGCUCAGGGGGACAGGGGAGGGGCUAGAGGACAUGUCUCUCUCCUCAGCCUCAUCGCUCUCUCGAGGAGACACCAGCGAGGAGUUCUUGGAUGACUUUAAUAACCUGGCUGAUGGGGAUGUCCCAGAUAACAGGGCGAGAGGUAGUACUGCCACUCAAACCCGCCUGCGGAGCUUCCUGAAUGAGACCAUGGACUGGAAUGAGAUGGGCCUCUCAGGGCGGAAGGAGGAAGUUGGGGUGAGGACAGCCCUUGACAUCCUGCCCCCAGAGAGGGGAGACUUCCUUCAGGGCUCGUCUCUGGAGCUGUCCCCUUCCAACAGCUCGGGGGGCACCUACAUGUGGGACGAGGAGGAUCUGGAGCCCCUGGGACCCAGAACACACCCAUGUGAGAGCUAUGACGACUCAGACCGCCUCAACAGCAUGGACAUUCUGAACAACCUGGACCCCCUGGAGCCAGCUGACCUGGAGGAUGACGACCUCAUGCUGGACGUGGACCUCCCUGAGGACGGCUCUCUACGAACACAGACAGCAGUGGCUCCAGACGCUGAUGAGAUGGCCCAUUCUGACCGCUCAGAGAGGGGGGGACGAAAGGGUCACUGGAGGAGGAGGCAGCCUCGCUGGAAUGGACUAGACCACUUCCAUAAUGACAACAGGGGUCCAGUGUUCCAGCAGUAUGAGGGUUACACUUGUCAUGGAGGGUUCAUGGUUGGCCCCCGUCCUCUUCCUCCUGUAGGGAGACACGAUGGCUACUCGGGGGCGCUGGACGAGCUCACACUCAAACACAUGGCCCAGGACUGCAGCUCUGUGAAAAACAAGCUGCUCAAACUCAAGAUUUUAUUACAGAUGGAGGAUGGAGGCCCAGAGCUUGUGAAAGAGGGCGAGGAGGUUGAGGAGGAUAACAGCACAACUAUACAGUUGGAGGAGCUAAUGAAGGAGGUGCGGGAGCUCAGGGAGGAGCUGAGGGAUAAGGACAGGACAAUCACGCAGCUCACACGACAGCAACAGGCGUCUGCUCAUGCUGACCAGCCUGUGAGCUGUCACUGUCACCAGAGGGCACCGUCGCUGGAAGAGGACAGACAGACGCACCAAGACAAGGCCACACAGACCCCCUGGAGAGGACAAGGAAACAGCCCUGCCCUUCAAAUACUACAGCCUUCCAGCCCCAGCCACCACGAGCACCUCACCCAGGAAAGACUAGUAAAAACAGCCCUCACCGAGGGCCACAGUGACCCCCAGAGAAGGAGGAGCAGGGGAGAUGGGUCCCCUUGCACAGACUCUAACCGCCCUGCUAGAAGCCCGGCCAGGGGUGUCGACACUCCCCCAGUGCCCAACCCAGACGAGUUGAGUGUGCUACUCAGCACCCAGCUCAACAUCAAUGACAGAGAAGGGCCUGGGACCACCCCCAGCCCUACCCAGGGGCUCCCUGCAGCCAGCAGCCCAGCAACAGGAGCGCUGUCCAGGCCAGACGGGGGGCAGCGAGCCUCUCCAGAGGGCCCUGGCUGCCCUCGCGUCCUGCAGCGGCCUCGCCUCCACAAGCGUGUGUCUGUCCCAGCUCUGCCUCAGAGGUACACUAAUGGCUCUCUUCUCCGAUCAAGCUCUGUAGGACUGCUGGCCAACCACAGGACCAAGCAGCUGCCGCCUCCCUCCAGGGGUCUACCCUGCUUCAAUUCUGGUCCCCAGGCAGUGGGCCCCUCCCUGGGCCACGGUGUGCUUGCUCAGCCCCGUAAUCUGGGGGUCAGGAGGGACCUCGAGAGCACCAGCCCUCCUAGUCUGGAAAUGCUAGACCUGGGACUUCUCAGAGCUAGAGUCCUGGUUCCCCCCAUCCUGUCACGCCUCCCCAAGCCAAAGAUCCAUUGAAGAGUUCACAUCAUCAAACAUAUUGUAUACUAUACUGUAUAACAUCUCUCCUCUUCCACAGCCUCAUGGUUAUGACUGAGAUACGUGGAGGGACUGUUUCUAACUGACAAAUCUCCUUCAUAAAUUGUCCAGUUACUUACUUAGCAGCCUUUCAUUGCACAUAGUCAUUAUUUCUAUAUAUAUGACAAACAUUCAUAUUUUUUAUUUGGUAAUCUCACUUGUGUGUUUUCUUUAAGAACGCCAAGACUGUACAGAAUGCUCCGGUCAACUCUACUCACACUCACUUGGGUCCUUCCUCUGGAACAGCAGAACAUGGUUUGACCAUGGUCUUCCAUGACAUCAGCAAUGUUACAUUUCCCCCAGAGGGUAAACAUAGAAUGACAGAAAAAAAGCGGGGGGGGAUAAGGAGUGGAGCUUUCUGCUCAAACAGGGUGGAUUGAAUGAGGAAUCAUUCAAAGAAAGAGGCUCAAACAUAAACAGAAUUCUCCUGAAUAAACCAGAGUUCAUCUUGUCGUCCUAUUCCACCUCUAUGAGUAUGUAAGGUGAUGUGUGUCUGUGUGGGUGCUCUCCCUUUCCUCUGAGAUCAACAUCAGUGUUUAUUGUAUUUUGAGUUUAGGGCGAAGGUCAGUUUGAGGAUUUGAGAGUUAUGUUUAUCUCCUCUUCAGAAUAGUGGUUAACGUUUGGAUGCAUCCAGACAUGGAGAGUGUGUUUAACAGUUUCUGACAGACUAUGGCAGCUUCCAUGAAUGUGGGCUAUGGCUGUAAGUUAAUGCCUCUGGCACUCUCUGUUUUACAGUACCGAUUAAUACCAUGCACACAUGAAACACACACACAUAACACACAUCACACACACACACACACCGAAUACUCUCACCACUUUGGCGCUGUCCAUAAAUUCAAAUCACUGUACACAGUAGUGUUGUUUCAAGUAAUUUAUUACAGUUAGCUAGAUGGUCAACAGUGUCUUGUUUUUUCAUUUAGUAUAAAUCCGACUGACUGAGAGACACACACACUUCUGGAAAGUUCUCAUAGGGACAUUGAUCCAUCUGUCCCCUACAGCAAGACAAGAUGGGUGCCAGUGUGGUCCUUGGGGACUGAGCUGAGCCCAGGUGAUGACAGGACUGUGUGUGUGUGUGUGUCUGUCUGUCUGUUUUGUGGGAGAGAGAAUAUUUGUGUUUGCCAUGGUGAGAUGUCCCAUGCCAUCUGGACCUGUCAGUCAAUACCGCUUGGUAAUUCCAAACAGAGAAAUCAAUAGGACCUUGGUUUUUAGUGAGAAGGGAGGAUGUGUGUGAGUCUCUAGAUACACCAAUCUGGCAGUGUUUUCACUGGGUGUGUGUGUGUGUCAGGUGUACAGUAUGUGCCCACAGGCCACAGAAAUAAAGCCAGGGAGAAAGGGUAAUGCUGUUCUCUCCAUCAGCCAAUCAAUAGCUUUCAUCAAUUAUUCUAAAGCAGGAGUAUAACUAUCUCGGGGGUCCAACAGGUCGAUCUCGCAUCCCGUACUCUGCCAUGAUGUGCACUAGGCCUAAACAGAUAAAUCGCUAGCCAAACACAUUCGUCUCUUGCUAGGUGUGCACUUGAAUUAAAGGGGAAUCACACUCAAAUGUAUACAUUUGUUAUUUUUUUUCAUGACCUUAACAUUUUUAUUUUGAUGUGAUUUAUGCAUUGACAUGGACUCUGAACAUCCAAUGUUGUUGUUUUUCAAUAAGUAAUUGUAAUUGUCUGAGUGAAACAACAGAAAAAAUUAAGCAAAUAAAUGAGUAACUCGCAUUUUUAAAAGUAGAUCUCAUGUUAUAAAUUGCCGGAGACCCCUGAGCUAGCUAAACCAGAACAAAGAGCCCACACUGCAACUGUAACAGUGUAACUUUAGUCCAUUCCCUAGCCCCGACCCGGGUUCGAACCAGGGACCCUCUGCACACAUCAACCACAGUCACUCACGAAGCAUCGGUACCCAUCGCGCCACAAAAGCCGCUGUCCUUGCAGAGCAAGGCGAACCACUACUUCAACAUCUACUACUUCAACAUCUCAGAGCAAGUGACGUCACCGAUUGAAACGCUAUUAGCGCGCACCACUGCAAACUAGCUAGCCAUUUCACAUCGGUUACACAACAAAACAAGAGGAAUUAAUUAAUUAGCCAUUUCUAAUACGUUCUCUUUAGUGGCAAAACUAGCCAGCCUUGUUCAUCGUGUUAGUUAAUGGAACAUAGCUGCCUGCCUAUCAUCAUUAGGAUAUUAUACUUUACUUGUUUGUAGCUGUUGUUAAAGAUGACAUAUUUGAUGCAAUUGUGCAGGUUCAGUUUAGGAUAGGGUUGUCCACUGCUGUUUGGUUGUCUGUCAAGGCUUUGGGCUUACUCUGAUCACAUUUCUAACAAAAUGGGGGUUAAGUCAUGUUUGUAAAUCUACCUACACUGUUAAUGCAACAGGACUAGAGUUCCCUCCUGUUUCUCCACUACUUACACAUAAACCACUAGACGUUUACACACCAGUUAACUCAUUUGCUGAUUACUUACUUAGUUACUAAAGUGUACAACCGUGUACAUCCGUUACAACCGUUGUGAGAGGUAUUUGUCUAUCUUCAAUGCGUAACAUUUCUUGUUUCUGUAUUUCAUGUCAAAUCACCUAUCCACCCAUCCUGCUGUAAUACAUUGUCCCAUUGCAUAACGUGCAAUAUUGUAAGAAACAACAGCUAUAUUAACCAAUAUAGAUACUGAUAUUGAAGCAACGCUAUAUGCCUAACAACUGUUGUUUACCUAUAUGCAAGUGGAUUUUUUUUUUUUGUAAGCUAAUCAGCGAUGCACUUUAAAUGACAGUUGAGACUGAAGGAACACUAAACUGGAGAUUUGUUAAAGAUUUGACUGGAUUUUUUCGUGUUUUCCUUUCUCUGUUUGUCUCCCCUGGAGGUUAUGUGAGACAGCAAUAAAGACUGUAUCAAACUUG